Molecule: messenger RNA, 357 nt
Organism: Uncinocarpus reesii 1704
Lineage: Eukaryota; Fungi; Ascomycota; Eurotiomycetes; Onygenales; Onygenaceae
Product: SNC2 protein
Exons: 3
Coding region: 1-357 (118 amino acids)
Biological process (GO): vesicle fusion; vesicle-mediated transport
Cellular component (GO): plasma membrane; SNARE complex
Molecular function (GO): syntaxin binding; SNAP receptor activity
Source: RefSeq, a predicted model, not a curated record
AUGGCCGACCGUGACCAGCCCUACGAUCCCUAUAUCCCAAACAAUUCGAAUCCAAAUGGGGGAGGAAACAGCGGGAAUCAGAGAACCGCUGCGUUACAAGCGCAAAUCGACGAUACUGUCGGGGUGAUGCGCGAGAACAUCAACAAGGUCUCGCAGCGCGGCGAACGCUUGGAUUCGCUUCAGGAUAAAACGGAUAACCUGGCUGUUUCUGCUCAAGGAUUUCGCCGGGGAGCUAAUCGGGUUCGCAAGCAGAUGUGGUGGAAGGACUUCAAGAUGCGGAUAUGGUUGAUUGUUGGCAUCAUCAUUCUGCUUGUAAUCAUUAUCGUUCCGAGCGUGCUCGCAACGAAAGGAAAAUGA